AUGAAAGAGAUUGAGAAGAGAAAAGCUUCAAGGAAUAGUCAGACAAAGGGUUCGAGGAAAACCGAAAGGAGAGAGAAUAAAUUGCAUCAAGAUAAUUCUUCCAAAACAUUGAAUGAAAAAGGAAUUGAAUCUAAGACACCCCAUGAUAGUAGACCAACUGCAAAUAAUAUUAUUAGUGAUUCAAACGCGGCCUCAGAAAAUUCGGAAACUUUUGAAAAUGUGGUUAUACAUUAUGUGGAUGAUGUCAACAGGUCUGAGGAGGAGGCACUUGCCGAGAUGAAAGUUAAUGAAAUGGUUGCCAAUGAAAACAAAAGUGAAGUGGCUGAUGAUCAUUCUACUGAUUUGGAGAAAGAGCAGAAGGAAGGGAAUGAAGAAGUAUCAGAUGCUGAGACAGUAAAGGAUUCAGUAUCUUCCCAAGGUGAUUCUUUCACAAAUGAGGAUGAGAGAACAGAAAAGACUUCAAAGGAUCCUAAAAGUAAGGUUAAAGUGAAUCCUUCAGAAAACAACCGUGGGUCAAAGGAGAGAUCUGAUAGAAAAACAAAUAAAUUGCAAUCAAAGUUAUCGUAUAGCAAUCAAAAGAAACCUAUGAACUCAAAUAAAGGGUCCUCCAAAGCGUCAAACAAAAAUACUUCCUCAACCAAUUCUAAGACUGUGAAAGUUCCUCUAAAUGUUUCGUCAGAAUCUUCUGAAGGUGUUGAUGAAAAACCUGUUCAAGAGAUCAAGGAACUUGAUAUUGUGGAUGGAUCCUCCAAUGGUGCUCAGAGCAUAGGAAGUGAAGAUGAAAGUCAUGAAUCAGUUAAUGCUGAAGAAAAUGGUGAACAUGAGGACGAGGCAGCUGCAGAAUUAAAAAUCGAAGAAAUGGAAUUACGAAUUGAAAAGCUCGAAGAGGAACUUAGAGAAGUUGCUGCUCUUGAAGUGUCACUUUAUUCUAUUGUACCAGAACAUGGAAGCUCAGCACACAAGGUGCACACACCAGCUCGGCGCCUUUCUAGGCUCUAUAUACAUGCUUGUAAGCAUUGGACCCAAACAAGGCGUGCAACAAUUGCCAAGAAUACUGUUUCUGGCCUCAUUUUGGUUGCUAAGUCUUGUGGUAAUGAUGUUUCACGGUAUGUGUGUUUUAUUAUAAUUCUAUCAUUUACUGAUUUGAACAUGGGCAAUAAAUAUUUCCUUGGUUUGUGUUUUAGGUUAACUUUCUGGUUGUCGAAUACCAUUGUGCUGAGAGAGAUAAUUUCACAAGCUUUUGGGAAUUCAUGUCAAGCUAGUCCCCUUAAAAGGUUGGCCGAGUCAAAUGGGGCUGGCAAGAGAAAUGAUGGGAAGUAUAUGGCACUGAAAUGGAAAGGUAGCUCCAAUGGUAAACCAGGAAAUGGUUUUAUGCCUCUCGUCGAAGAUUGGCAAGAGACAGGAACCUUUACCUUCGCUUUAGAAAGAGUAGAAUCAUGGAUCUUUUCUCGGAUAGUGGAGUCAGUGUGGUGGCAGGCUUUGACUCCCUACAUGCAGACUCCAGUUGGGGACUCUUCAAAUAAAUCUAAUGGGAAGCUGUUGGGACCUGCUCUGGGUGAUCACAGUCAAGGAAACUUUUCCAUCAAUCUCUGGAGAAAUGCUUUCCAAGAUGCCUUUCAAAGACUCUGUCCCGUUCGAGCAGGAGGACAUGAGUGUGGUUGUUUGCCCAUAUUAGCUAGAAUGGUCAUGGAACAAUGCAUAGCUAGACUAGAUAUUGCUAUGUUCAAUGCUAUUCUUCGGGAGUCAGCACUUGAGAUCCCAACUGAUCCUAUAUCAGAUCCUAUUGUGGAUUCAAAGGUUUUGCCAAUUCCAGCUGGAGAUUUAAGCUUUGGGUCUGGUGCACAGCUAAAAAAUUCUGUUGGCAAUUGGUCUAGAUGGCUAACUGACAUGUUUGGCAUGGAUGUUGAAGAUUUUCUACAAGAAGAGCAGGAGAACAGUGAGAAUGAUGAAAAGCAGGGUGUAGAUGGUGAACCUAAAUCUUUUGUUCUCCUUAAUGACUUGAGUGACCUUCUGAUGCUACCUAAAGACAUGCUUAUAGACAGAAAAAUCAGACAGGAGGUGUGUCCGUCCAUCAGUCUUUCAUUGGUUAUACGGGUUCUCUGUAACUUCACUCCUGAUGAGUUCUGUCCAGACCCUGUUCCAGGAACUGUCUUGGAGGCCCUGAAUGCAGAGACUAUUAUAGAGCGAAGAUUGUCAGCAGAACCUGUAAGAAGCUUCCCCUAUGUGGCUGCUCCCGUUGUGUACAUGCCUCCCUCAUCUGCUAAUGUGGCAGAGAAAGUUGCAGAGGCUGGAGGAAAGUGUCACUUGGCAAGAAAUGUAUCAGCUGUUCAGAGGAGAGGAUACACCAGUGAUGAAGAGCUAGAGGAACUUGAUUCCCCUCUUACAUCCAUCAUUGAUAAGCUUCCUUCAUCUCCAACUGUCACUCAUAGUGGAAAAGGUAAUCAUCACAACGAGCAAGGGGGCCACCCCACCACAAAUGCUAGAUACCAACUCCUACGUGAAGUUUGGUCCAUGUGA
Messenger RNA from Sphenostylis stenocarpa, 2517 nucleotides. NCBI's taxonomy places the organism in Eukaryota, Viridiplantae, Streptophyta, Magnoliopsida, Fabales, Fabaceae. The record is from the annotation of a GenBank genome assembly.